ACUUAAUGAGUGUUUGCCCAAAUGUAAAUCAUCUUGUUUUAAGUCAGAUGCGUGAUUAUUUUAUCCCGUGCCCCCAGCCCUCCCCUCCGGGUCAACUUUCGUUGUAUCGUUAUAGAUAAAGGGGCAUGGACUGUGCCUCCAGGGUGAAGGGGCCACUGGACGGGCAUCGGCUCCUCUUUCACUGAGGAGACAAGGAUAAUUUCUCUCACCAAGAGGGGGGGAAAUUGAUGGGAAAGAAUAGAGAUGCGACGAGCAUUGGGCAGAUCGGGCAAGGUUUUCUGACACCACUCCACUUGAUUGAUUUAACAUUGGUUUUAGUGGUGGCCUUUAAGAUACCGUUUUAAGGUUGCCAUCCUAUGUCGGGGAGUUUUAAGUCCCAUUCAAGUCCACGGGACUGGACUUCUAAGGUGACUCGUAUAGGAUCGCACCAUGCGUGCUGCGCUUAAUAGUCUGCAAACCGGCCAGAGUCGUCGGUUAUAUGGGUAGUAUAAAAUUGCAAAGUUGUUUUUACAGCUGCUACUGCUGCUGCUAGGGUAACUCGGAGUGGACUUUGGUGCUGAAGGGGCGCGAGCUCCGUUCAGCCCUGCUGCUAAAAACAAGCUCUUCGGUUAAGAAUCCUUUUGCACCAGACUCGUCGGUAGAUUUCCAGAACCUAGUAGAACAAAGACAGCCCGCUAAGGGACUAUCCGCACAUCCCUGGGGGAGAGGGUCCCCAGGGGCCACUUUGGUAACGUGGCUCCUUGAGCGAGGACAAAAUUCUGCGGACAUUUAUUUUCACACCAAUUCCUUUUGGUGCAGUUGGCCUUUCAUUGAUCUUCUCGGCAGCUAUCCGUAUAAAUACACCGGAGGUAGUGGUAGUUGUUUGUUAUUUUGCGCCCCCCUGGCGCCCCAGCCCGUGCGCUUAGGCUAGCCGGGCACCCCCAGCCUGCCAAUACUGGUCAGGUCCCUGCCCUGAUCUUGCUGCUAAGGUCUUUCCUCUCCCUCUCCGCCUCUCGCUCUCUGUUCCGGUUGCUGCCAUAGUGAUGCUUGGGAGCAGAUUAGCCGCCUAUACCAGGGGUGGGGGUGGGGAGGCAGCCGCCGCCACCACAGCGACUAGGAGGCGUGUUUAUGGGGGAGGUUUCUGUCGCUGCUCCACAUUCAUUUUUCCGUCCUCUUCUUCCCUCCGGUGUAAGGGGGGCGGGGAGAGGCCACCUUAGAGGAUCAGAGGUGAUCCAGCUCCCCCGCCUCUCGAUCCUGGCUGUGAUCUGCUGUCCGGGGUGCAGCGUCGGCGGAAAAGUUUAGUCCGGUCCUCCUUGCCAGGCAGUGCAGACUACUGGAGAACUAAAUCCACACCACAGAUGUGAAAACAACAACCCCAAAAGAUGCACCACUGAAGAAAAGCUUUGGUUUGGUGAGAAUGAAGGAGACAAGGUUUCGGAUGUGAGAUAUAACCCCAUAUAUCCUGAUGCUUAUACAGAAAAUAUGACAACAUAUCAGAAUGGCUGUGGAAACGGCACCUCCGUUACCUGUAUAGUGAUGGAUAAUAAGGAAUCGAAGCACUGCAAUACCUCCUUAGGUCAGAGUGGUGACACAAGCCACAGCUAUGAAAAUGAAGGCCAGGAUGAUAAAGUCAGCCCUUCCAAACUCAUGCACUUUUUCUCCACUCCUCGGAAAAGAUCCGGCUCCAAUGUGGAAAGGCCUCGUUCUCUGAUAGUCAUGGGGAACCCCUCAACAUGGAAUGCUCUGUCUUCCAUUAGGAAAAUAGGAUCUUUCAAGAAGUUAAAAUCCUCCGUUCUCCAAGGAAUGCCAGCCAAGGACGACUCUGACACCUUAAAUGGUAGCGUGUUGGAGAAUAAUAUCAGAAAGCGUGUCCCAAACAAUACGUUGGUGAGAGUUGAAACAAACAGGUAUUCUUAUUCAGGGCCACUACAUGACUUGCCGAGCACAACAGAUAAUGCUUUUGCAUCUGAUCAUUCCGACGGGGAGGAAGGCGACGAUUCCUUCCUGAGGAACACUCACAGGUCACGCAGCAUCAGGCGUGCCUAUGGGAUUGGCCGUAUAAAUUUAUUAGACACUGAUAAAAUUCAGGGCCAUCAGGACACUACCAGGACGGUAUCCCCUGUCAUACAGGAGGCCCAGAUUUGCGAAAUAGUAGUGAAAGAUUCCGAAAGCAGCAAAGUCAUCUACCGGAGGAGCAAAAGCACAGAUAACCUGAACUUCCUGAAAAAGAGCUCAUUCAAAAGGAAGUCGACCUCAAACCUCACCGACCUCAAAGUAGUGAACGAAAAGCAAACUCCACAGAGAACAACAAGUAUUUCUUCAGCGGACUCUGACAAAGCCAGCAGGAACUCAGAGCGCCAGUCGAAACGCUGGAAGAGCCCAAUCAGGGCGAAGGAUUUCGACAGAGUUUUGAAACUUGUCAGCAACGUUGCUGAUGUUGCGUUGAAGAAAGACAGUCCCAAGAACGAAAUCCCAUCCUCUAAUGAGCCGAACCAGAGGACUAGAUCAAACAGUCGGUUGCAUGAUGAUUACUCACGUCGGGUUUCCAGCAACACUGAGAAAGACAGGCGGAGGUGUGCACCCCCCAGGAGCAGCCCAGACUCUACCGUUUCCGCAUCGAGUGUCCAGAGUUCUGAGGAUGACAAUGCUGGAGCCAAUACAUUAACCCUCGAAGACAGCAGCCUCAGGAUGUCGUCCUGUGACCUUCCAGAUUCGGUGUCUUCGCCGCCUCCACUUCAGGACGCUGGGACAAUCGCGAACGAAGUGUUUUACGAAGACUCUGAUGAGCCAAGAAGUUCUCGCCAGUUUACAUGCAGCAGCACUGAGCAUCCUGCCACCCCUGCUAGACCCGUCAUCCCCAAGCCUCAGAGCCCUUGUGCCGAAAACCUCGAGUGCAAUAUGGAUCUCCGUUGUCCUGACAGGAACAGCACCUUGUCACUCAGCUCUGUGGGAAGCGAGGGAAGAGGGGAUGGGCCUUCUGCCAAGCUAGGGAAGAGCCCUGUUUGCUUCCAGGAUUCAGUGCAAGCUGUGUUCUUUGAUGACACAAAUGAAGACAGUGGCAUCAGCAGCCACUCUCAGCUGAGUCUCAAUUUAGCUGCGAGUGUUGAUGAAAAGAAGGAGGAGGUUGUUACUGAUGAUCACUGGAAGAAGGCCCCAUACCAGGAUGAAGAAAGAACAGACACUCAAAAGGUCACACCCAGAAGAUGGGGCUCUGGAAAAAGAUCCCGCCCUCGGCCCCUCUCAGAUUACGGCCAGUUGGCAAUUAGGAGUUUCUCAAUACCAGAAGAUUCCGUUGCUAUGGAGUCUCAGAAAAUGGAUUGUGUGGAUGCUGACAUUGAGCCCGGAUCUCCUUCUGCUGAGCCGGGAACCUGUAUGGUAGCCAGUCAAAGAGCACGUAAAAGAAGACCCAUCUCUGUCAUUGGUGGGGCCAAUUUCUAUGAGAACCAAACAGAAGAAAUAACAGACCUCCUUACACAACCAGUUGCACGCCCUCCGGUACCAGCACAUCAGGUUCCUCCUUAUAAAGCUGUCUCAGCCAGAUUCCGCCCCUUUACCUUUUCUCAAAGUACACCCAUCGGUCUGGAUAGAGUUGGAUGUAAGCGGCAAAUGAGAGCAUCCAAUGGUGCUACUGAUGGAGGUACUGAAUCUUCUGCCUUAGUGGAUGAUAAUGGUAGCGAGGAGGAUUACAGCUAUGAGGACCUCUGCCAAGCCAGCCCUAGGUACUUGCAGCCCGGAGGGGAGCAGCUAGCCAUUAACGAGCUGAUAAGUGAUGGGAGCAUGGUCUAUGCAGAGGCACUCUGGGAUCACGUGACCAUGGACGAGCAGGAAUUGGCCUUCAAAGCUGGGGACGUCAUCCAAGUCCUUGAGGCUUCCAACAAGGAUUGGUGGUGGGGCAGAAAUGAGGAGAAGGAAGCCUGGUUUCCGGCAAGCUUCGUCAGGCUGCGGGUCAACCAGGAAGAACUUGCAGAAAACGGUGGCAGCCUCCAAGACGAAGAACCAAAUGCAGACCCUGUGAAGCACCGCCAAAAAAUUGCUGAAAACAAGGAUCAGAUGAGAACAAAUGUGAUUCAGGAAAUAAUGAACACGGAGCGGAUCUAUAUCAAACAUCUCAAGGACAUCUGUGAUGGGUACAUUCGGCAAUGUCGGAAACAUACAGGAAUGUUCACUGGGGCCCAGCUGAGCACCAUAUUUGGAAAUAUUGAAGACAUUUACAAAUUCCAAAGAAAGUUCUUGAAGGAUCUAGAGAAGCAAUACAACAAAGAAGAGCCCCAUUUGAGUGAAAUAGGAUCCUGCUUUCUUCAGCAUCAAGAAGGUUUUGCUAUCUACUCUGAGUACUGCAACAAUCAUCCCAGUGCCUGCAUUGAGAUGUCUAACCUGAUGAAGCAGGGCAAGUACCGCCACUUCUUUGAGGCUUGUCGCCUGCUUCAGCAAAUGAUUGACAUCGCCAUUGAUGGUUUCCUUCUCACGCCUGUUCAGAAAAUCUGUAAAUAUCCCCUGCAGCUUGCAGAAUUACUCAAGUACACCACUCAGGAACAUAGUGACUAUAAUGAUAUAAAGGCAGCAUAUGAAGCCAUGAAGAACGUAGCCUGCCUGAUCAAUGAGCGCAAGCGAAGGCUGGAAAGCAUAGACAAGAUGGCCCGCUGGCAAGUGUCCAUUGUCAACUGGGAGGGGCAAGACAUUUUAGGCAGAAGCUCAGAACUAAUCCACUCAGGAGAGCUGACCAAAAUCUCCAAGCAAGGCAAGAGCCAGCAAAGGACUUUCUUUCUCUUUGACCACCAGCUUGUGUUCUGUAAGAAAGAUCUCUUGAGAAGGGACAUGCUGUACUACAAGGGCCGGGUGGACAUGGAUGAGUUUGAAGUGCUGGACAUUGAGGACGGCAGAGAAAAGGACUUCAAUAUCAAUGUCAAAAAUGCUUUCAAAAUUGUAAAUAGUGCCACAGAAGAAGUCCAUCUAUUUUGUGGGAAAAAGCCGGGGGACAAGAAGAGGUGGCUGGAGGCCUUUGCAAAUGAGAGGAGGCGAGUGCAAGAAGACAAAGAAAUGGGAAUGGAGAUCUCAGAAAACCAAAAGAAACAAGCCAUGCAAAAUGCACGGAAGUCAAGACACGGAAAGAUGAAAGGUGUCGGAUACAGUGGGUGCCCGAUGCCGCCCCCUCACCAGAGUUUACAUCCUAUCCACCAGCGUCACAUCACCGUGCCCACUAGCAUCCCACAACAGCAGGUCUUUGCCCUGGCAGAACCGAAACGGAAGCCCUCUAUUUUUUGGCACACUUUUAACAAGCUGACCCCAUUCAAGAAAUGAGUGGCUGGAAGAUCCCUGGACUAUAGAAGGGUACGAGGCGAAGGAAGAGCCACUUGCCGUCAAAGAAUUGGUUGGUCCAGCCGGGAAACUCUGAAUUCUGGAGGGAAGGAGUCCUGAUCUUCCUCUGCUUCAGUGAGAAGGACUUGCCGGCGGUUUAGUGGAGAAGGCUGUGGCUUGAUCUGAAGCAAAUGUUGACUUGUGUCAAUAAACAUUGCUGAAUGAGAAACCCACCACUUGGUCGCAAGGGCAGAAUUGCUGCUACUCUUGAACGGUGGCGCAGGGUUGUUGUACUUGCACCAAAGGAAUGGUUUAAAUAUCUGAGGUCAUUUUGCCUGUCUUAAUAAUAAAUUCAUGGCCAAAUUUAGAAAUAGGAAGGAUAGUGUCCAACACCUCCCACUGGCACAGCAUGUUGGCAGAAAAAAAGAGGUACCAUCUUCUCUGUGAGCACCAAGCAGGCAUGUGGAUCUCUGGGAUCAGGUUAGCUUGCCACCGCAAGAACUGCUGAGCCUCCGUCCUUCCUAUUUGUCUUAGUUCACUGUCCUUAUUUCUUGUUAAUUUAACCAAGUAGGAGUAGGACUUCCUGCAAGGCCUUAGCAUCUUCCUGGCAAAAAUGGGAGAAAACGUUCACUUGGUGACAUAAAUAGAUAAACAUGCAUUUUUACGUGCUGUUGCAAAUGACGAAGGAAGGGCCCAGUGCAUCUUGGGUGGAUCCUUAUGAAAAACGGUACUUUGCUGCAUGCAUUGAAUGCACUUCAAGAAACUGGUUUCGUUUUAUUUUGUUACCUGCUGCUGUUUUAGCCUGUGAAAAUUGCCUCUGUGCUUUCCAGUAUGCCUGCUUUUUAUACUAUGAGAAGCUGAAGUGCUCUCUGAAGUAUCUCUAGUCCUUGAGUGGUUGCUGGACUUCAGCUUCCACAAUCCCUGACCAUUGGCCAUUCUGGCUGGGGCUGGUGGACGUUGGGAGUCUAAUAACAUCUGGAGGGCCACAGGUUCCCACACCCCUGCAGUAAAUAUAGAAUCAUUCCAGCUGGUUUCUGUGACUCCUAGACAAACCUUCAGAAUAUCUCCAGAAGGCUGUUGAUUUCAUUAUUCUUGCCUACAUCAGCCAAGCCAAGAGGAUUGUUCAGGGAUUGUUUCUUUGCAAUCACAAUGAUCCCACACAUUUGGUGGCAUCAGAAAUGAACUUUGAUCAAAACUCAGGUCAAAUGUGGCCGGUUUAUGGCUUAUUAAAACGAUGUUUUCUU
Molecule: messenger RNA, 6518 nt
Organism: Zootoca vivipara (common lizard)
Lineage: Eukaryota; Metazoa; Chordata; Lepidosauria; Squamata; Lacertidae
Gene: SPATA13
Product: spermatogenesis associated 13
Molecular function (GO): guanyl-nucleotide exchange factor activity; protein binding
Source: RefSeq, a predicted model, not a curated record